This is a messenger RNA of Lodderomyces jiufengensis, 1596 nucleotides long. NCBI's taxonomy places the organism in Eukaryota, Fungi, Ascomycota, Pichiomycetes, Serinales, Debaryomycetaceae. The record is from the annotation of a RefSeq genome assembly.
AUGUCAUAUACAACACGAUGAUUAUUUAGUACAUCACACAAAGAUAUUGGUAUUUUAUACCUAAUAUUUGGUAUGAUAAGUGCUAUGGUAGCAACAUCUAUGUCCGUUAUAAUUAGAUUAGAAUUAUCAGGGCCUGGUUCUCAAUACUUACAUAAUAAUAAUCAAGUGUAUAAUGUUCUUGUAACAGGACAUGCAUUAGCUAUGAUUUUCUUAUUUGUUAUGCCUGUAUUAAUUGGGGCUUUUGGUAAUUUUUUCUUACCAAUUAUGAUUGGAGCUGUUGACAUGGCAUUUGCAAGAUUAAAUAAUAUCAGUUUUUGAUGCUUACCACCAGCAUUAGUAUGUAUAAUUGGUUCUGUACUAAUAGAGUCGGGAGCCGGUACGGGAUGAACUGUUUACCCACCUCUAUCAGCUAUUAGUGCACAUUCUGGACCAUCAGUAGACUUAGCUAUCUUUGCUAUCCACCUUACAAGUAUUUCAUCAUUAUUAGGUGCUAUUAACUUUAUUGUUACAACACUUAAUAUGCGUAGUAUUGGAGUACAUAUGAUAGACAUGCCAAUGUUUGUAUGAGCUAUAUUCUUUACAGCCUUCUUAUUAUUAUUAUCAUUACCUGUAUUAACAGCGGGGGUUACAUUAUUAUUAAUGGACCGUAACUUUAACACAGGAUUUUAUGAUGUAGCAGCAGGUGGAGAUCCAAUCCUAUACGAACAUUUAUUUUGAUUCUUUGGACACCCAGAAGUUUAUAUCUUAAUUAUCCCAGGAUUUGGUAUUAUUUCACAUGUUAUUUCUACAUAUAGUAAAAAAGAAAUCUUUGGUCAUGUAGGAAUGAUUUAUGCUAUUGCAAGUAUUGGUCUUUUAGGUUUCUUAGUAUGAAGCCAUCAUAUGUAUACAGUAGGUCUAGAUAUUGAUAGUAGAGCUUACUUUACUAGUGCAACUAUGAUUAUUGCAGUGCCAACAGGUAUUAAAAUCUUUUCUUGAUUGGCAACUUUAUAUGGUGGUGAGUUACGUUUAGCUGUUCCAAUGUUAUUCGCAUUAGGAUUCCUAUUCUUAUUCACUGUCGGAGGUUUAACAGGAGUUAUGCUAUCUAAUGCCUCUAUUGAUGUGGCCUUCCAUGAUACAUACUAUACAGUUGGUCACUUUCAUUAUGUAUUAUCAAUGGGAGCUUUAUUUAGCCUUAUUGCUGGAUACUAUUAUUGAGGUUAUGCCAUGUUUGGUUUAAACUAUAAUAAAGUUUUAGGUGAAGCUCAUUUCUGAUUAUUAUUUAUCUCUGUAAAUGUUAUCUUCUUACCAAUGCACUUCUUAGGUCUAAAUGGGAUGCCUAGACGUAUUCCACAAUACCCAGAUGCAUUCUUAGGUUGAAACGUUAUUAGUUCUUGAGGAUCAGUAAUGUCUGUUAUCUCUGUAAUUGUAGGACUUUAUAGUAUCUUAAUUCAAUUAACUGAAGGUGAAAACAUCACUCGUGAAGCUGCUGUUACACCUGAUUACUUAGAGUCAAAUAAUACAAGAGAAACACGUGAUUCUGACUUAGAAUUAAUCCUAUCUAAACCAGCACAAUAUCAUACUUACUCUGAAUUACCUAUCUUAAUAGAAAGAGUAUAA